AUGGGUAUCGAUCUUGACCACCACCACGUCCGUUCGGGCCACCGCAAGGCUCCCAAGUCGGACAACCCCUACACCGCUCUGCUGGUCAAGCUCUACAGAUUCUUGAGCCGCCGUACCGACAGCAAGUUCAACGCCACUGUCCUCCGUCGCUUGAUGAUGAGCAAGAUCAACCGCCCUCCUAUGUCGCUCUCCAAGAUCGUUGCCACUGCUGCCAACAAGCACUCCAGCAAGGCUCACGAGGGCAAGACCAUCGUCUUGGUCGGCACCGUCACUGACGACAACCGUCUCCUUGAGCUCCCCAAGCUCUCGAUUGCCGCCCUCCGCUACACCAACACUGCCCGCGCCCGCAUUGUCGCCGCUGGUGGUGAGGCCUUGACCAUCGAUCAGUUGGCCAUGCGCGCCCCUACCGGUGCCAACACCCUCCUCCUCCGUGGCCCCAAGAACGCCCGUGAGGCCGUCAAGCACUUCGGCUUCGGUCCCCACUCUCACAAGGCACGUCAAAUCAUCUUCCUCAAGGGUCGCAAGUUCGAGCGUGCCCGUGGUCGCAGACGCUCGAAGGGUUUCAAGGUGUAA
Aureobasidium melanogenum CBS 110374 is the source of this 573-nucleotide messenger RNA. RefSeq names its product ribosomal protein L18e. Gene Ontology annotation, cellular component: cytosolic large ribosomal subunit; ribosome. Gene Ontology annotation, biological process: translation. Gene Ontology annotation, molecular function: structural constituent of ribosome; RNA binding. The transcript is spliced from 3 exons. Lineage: Eukaryota; Fungi; Ascomycota; Dothideomycetes; Dothideales; Saccotheciaceae. The record is from RefSeq and is a predicted model, not a curated record. Bases 1 to 573 code for a protein of 190 amino acids.